UUAAUUAUUUGUUUUUAAUUAAAAAUAUAGCUAAACACAUCAAUGCAAUUUUUUUAGUUAAAACAGUUCUUAAAUUUUUCAACUAGCCAAAUUUUGUACACUCUACAUGAGGGUGAAAAAAGAUGGAUAAAAAUGACGAAUCAAUAUUUACCAAAUUUCUGUUGUAAUUCUUUCAGAAAAUCUUCACACCUUGUUACGACGAUAUCAUGAUUGAAAAGAAAAGAAAAAAAAAAAAAAAAAGAAUAAGGAAAAGCCCUUCGGAAGACCUAUGCAGAAAAUGAAAAUCUAAAUUUAGAUACAAACUAAACUAAUGCUUCAAAACUUGUAUGCUUUUGGACUAAAUUGUGAUAGCAAGUUCUUUUCUUAAAGGUAAUUAUGAAUAAUAUGAUAAAAAAAAAAAAGAAGAAAAAGGAAAGGAAAUAGAGAGAAGAGUCGGAAACUUUUCCUUUUGGCACAUUGUAACUUUAGUUAAGUAUUAAGCAAAGUAGCCAAAGCUCACACACACACACACACAUACUCGCACUCUAUUCUUACUCUCACUUCAAAGAAGAACAAGAGCAAAAACUAAAAACACACAACAUAGAGAAUCGAUAAUGGAGGAAAUGACGUCACGACCUCAACUGAACCCUCGCAGCACGCAACCUCCUUUACCACCGCCACCGUCACGACGACCCCAUAACAACCAUCACCGUCCUCUCCCGCCGCCACCGUCAAGAGCUCCCUUCAAUCUUCACUCCAAUCCCCGUUCUCCUCCAUUCCCAUCCACCGCACCUAAUCCCAACACUCGCAACACUCGUUAUCCAUCUCCACCAUCUCCGCCGUCCUCUCGUCGGCAACAUUUCGGUUACGGAGCGGCAUCCUCAUCACCUUCCUUCCGAGGCUGCUGCUGUUGCCUCUGCCUCCUCUUCUCCUUCAUCGCUCUCCUAGCGAUCGCCAUCAUCCUCGUCAUUGUCCUAGCUGUCAAACCUAAAAAGCCUCAAUUCGAUCUCCAACGAGUCGGUGUUCAAUACAUGGGAAUAACCGCUCCAAAUCUAUUCUCAUUGUCAUCCUCCGACGCCGAGACUGCUGCAACAACUUCAACGACAUCCGCAUCGUUGUCGCUCAACAUUCGAUUGCUGUUCACGGCGGUGAAUCCGAACAAGGUCGGAAUAAAAUACGGGGAUUCGAGGUUUACGGUGAUGUACAGAGGGAUACCGCUAGGGAAAGCGAUAGUACCUGGAUUUUACCAAGAGGCACAUAGUGAAAGAGAGGUGGAGGCGACGAUCGCCGUAGAUCGAGUGAAUUUGCUACAGGCGGACGCGGCGGAUCUGAUAAGAGACGCUUCGUUGAACGAUCGAGUUGAACUGAGGGUUUUGGGGGAAGUUGGCGCCAGGAUCCGCGUCUUGGAUUUUGAUUCGCCAGGCGUUCAGGUGUCAGUGGAUUGCUCGAUAGUGAUAAGUCCAAGGAAUCAGUCAUUGACUUCAAAGCAAUGUGGAUUUGAUGGGUUCAGUUUAUGAUUCUUAGCCCAUACUUUUCUUUUUUCUGUUCUAACCUAAGUUUCUUCUUCUUCCUCACUCUAUUUCUGCUAUUUUAUACUCAACAGAGAUUGGAAUGAUGAGGGAGAAAAAGAAGAAAAAGAAGAAAAAGAAAGAUGUACAAACAAAAAAAAAAAGAAAAAAAAAAAAGAGAACAAGUAGGUGUGUGUGUGUAAAAGUAAUUAACAAGCAAUCCUUCUGUUCAGUACUUUCACAUGGAAUGAGUCAUCCAAAAGCUAGCAAUGGCUUUUUUUUCUGAUUCUUAAUAUUAAAAAAACAAAAGGAAUGUUGAGAAUCAGAAAACUUUAUUCUUUUAUAUUUUGGGAAGUUUUGUAUUU
Molecule: messenger RNA, 1852 nt
Organism: Cucumis melo (muskmelon)
Lineage: Eukaryota; Viridiplantae; Streptophyta; Magnoliopsida; Cucurbitales; Cucurbitaceae
Product: NDR1/HIN1-like protein 2
Exons: 2
Coding region: 594-1496 (300 amino acids)
Cellular component (GO): plasma membrane
Source: RefSeq, a predicted model, not a curated record